UUAUACGGGAGGCUGAAAGCUCAAUUUUUAGUUCGCCUACACAAAAAAUAAACAUAGUUAUCUCGUUCUAAAUAUUUUCGGUUAUCAGUCACUACCUAAUUAUGAAGUGAGCUAUAAAUCAUAUAUUGUAAUCGCAUGCAAGUAAGUUUGUUAGUUAUUUUCACCAGUCUUUAAACUGUUUCAAAGAAAUCCUUCAACGAAAUGUUUAAAGCAAUUGCUGUUGUGUUUUUAUUGAUCGGUGCAGUUAACCUCACCGAUGUAACAUUCUACGAAAUAUUAGGAGUAUCGAAGCAAGCUUCAACGCAAGAAAUCAGACAAGCUUAUAAAAAGUUGGCUAUAAAAUAUCAUCCUGACAAAAAUCCCGGUGAAGCAGAACAAGAGAAAUUCUUGAGAAUCACUGAAGCAUAUGAAACAUUAAAAGAUCCAGAGAAAAGGAGAAACUACGAUAUCUAUGGGUCAUAUCCCUCUUACUCCAAGAAAUAUGAUUACAAAUCACAAUCUGAAUAUGAUAAUUUGUACUACAAUGGACUGUACCACAAUGAUCCAUUUGUUGAUACACUAUCUGGUGCUAGUUUUUACAAUUACUUGAAUGAGGGAUUUUAUUUUAUAAAUUUCUAUUCACCAUUCUGUCCACCGUGUCAAAAUGUGGCUGACCAUUGGAAAAAGCUUGCCGAAAUGUACAAAGGAAUCAUUAAAAUAGCUGCGGUGAACUGCAAAUACCACAACUCAUUUUGUUACAACUCUAUGAGGAUUGGUAGUUAUCCAUCAUUGCUUUUCUACCCUAACGGUAGAAAUGGCAACUUCAUAUACUACCGAGGUGAUCGCACGUUGGAGGCCCUAGACCAAUUUAUAAUGUCUUAUAUUAAAAGCAAGAUUCACGUACCAACAGUCACUCAACUCAGAAAUACGGACAAACCAUUUGCUUAUGUGUUGGGGAAUAAUAGAGUUGAACGGAAUGCUCUCAUAAGAAUCGCUUAUCAUCUGGAUGGAAUUGUGACAGUCGCUGUUGUGGAAAUUGAUAAUUUACGAGAGAAAUUGACAAAUAAUGAAUACACAACUGUAGUGUUCAAACAUAAAAGUAUAACCAAAGAAAUAGAGAGUAUGGAUGAAAAGAUAAUUGUUAAGGAAAUUGUUGACGCUCUGCCGGGAAUCGAUAAAAUUGAUCCGGAGAAGUUAAAGGACAUAAGAAACCAACUCCGUCGCGGUAGUAAGACACCAUGGGUGUUAUAUUUUUCUGCUAAAGGUCACGACAAACUGGAGUUGCAUCAGAUGAAGAAUGCGUUUCCUGAUGUUAUGUUUGGUGAAGUGGACUGCGAGCAGUGGUCGGAGCUGUGCCUGUCGCUGCAAGCAAUAGCGCCGGCGUGGGGCGCUUUGAAACGCGGUGGUGCCUACCAACUCGCACACACAUCGCCGCGUCGGUUCAUCACGACUGACAUCCACGCUAUCAGCCUCCACACACUCUCAGCGUCUGACCUUAAUAAGAUAUUGGAUGGUGUUAUGGGUUUGUGGGUGUUGCUGGUGGUACCAUACAAGCUGUCUUGGGAACAGCUCGCCGAUCCGUUCACUCGCGCCAGCUUGCAUUACAACGGAGACGGUAUCAACUUCGGGAUAAUGACUUGCACGUUGGACACGGACAAGUACUGCCGGCAAGUGGCGCACAGUGAACCCACUAUCCUAGUUCAGAAUGGCACGAAACAAAACAUUUACAAAGGACAGGUGGAAGAGAAGAAACUAUUGGAGUAUAUUCGCAUGUUGAGGAAUAGUGUUGAUUUAGAGUUAGACGAGGAGAAAGUGCUAGAGAUCCUGGAUCCGUCGGGACGUGAACACUCUUGGCUGGUAGCGUUCCUGCCCGCUAAUUGUGGCGCAUUCUGCGAUGAGCUCAUGCACGAGUUGAUGCUUGCUGCUGAUAAGCUGCGUCCGCUAAGGUUCGUGCGUGUGGGCGCGCUGCGCUGCGCCGGCGCCGCGGGGCUGUGCGCCAACGUGCGCGCCGCCACCGCCCGCCUCUACCCGCUGGCUGCUGGACAUCACUACAGUGUAAGCCUCCAACACCUGUCACAAGCGCCGUACAUUCUGGAAUGGGCUCUGCAAUACAUAGACGACUCGGUACAAAAACUCAACUGGCAGUUGUUCACGAAGACCGUUAUCGCUGAGGAGUUGAAUCCAAGCAGUGACAAAAAACCUUGGUUGGUAUAUUUCCAUUCGCCGAGAUGCUACCGGUGCUACGAGAUGUACGCGGACUUCGCGAUAGCCGGUAUUCUUCUAAACAAUGCAGUAAAUCUCGGCAAAGUGAACUGUUUGAACGACCGAGGUGUGUGCCAACACGAGAACAUCAACAGCUACCCAUCAUUAAAACUUUAUUUAGGGAGGAAUCAACACCAGAGGUUCAGUAGUGUUGUCAGCAUUCAAGUUAGGGAUUACAAAACUCUGUUAGAGGAAAUAAAGCCGCAUUUGAAUAGAUAUGAUAAGAGUUUGUUAGCCGGUUUGGAUUUAUUAGGUAAGAGUUUGCAUGAUGAGUUCUGAUGAAACAUGAAUAUUAAGCGAUAUUAGUCAAUGUUUGAAUAAGUAAUGGCUUCACUUAAUAUUAUCUGUAGCUUGGCUAUCAAUGUUGGUUAAUAGACAAAAUAUUUUUUUUGUCUGUAUUGAAAAAUAAAUAAAUUUGCAUACGACUCAUUUGAAUACGAACACUCUAAGUUUAAAAGCAUAUUAAGAUUAAUAACGGCUUUACUUUUUAAGCCUUGAAUAUGGCUGUUAAUAUAAGAUUAUUAUUUUUUUUAGCAUAGUAUAUAUUUCGAAAAUUCCUAACUGCGAAUAUAAUUAGGUUUCAACAAUAUCUUAAACUUGUAUUUUAUGACUAAAUCCACAUUCCUUUUACAAAAUCAUUUCCAUUUUAUAUUUUCGAAAUACUAGAUAUCAUAUCCCUUAAAAUCUGUAUAAUUUAAAGGAUGGGAUUCCAGGAUAAUUGACCCUGUUUAGACAGUAAAGUGUCCAUUUUCACAAAACAUAGUACCUUAGUUGACGCCAAACGUUUAAAACGCACCACAGUUGUCCAGCCUUUAAUUAAUGAUUGAGAUCAACUACCACAAUAUACCAAGGACACGGCCAAUAGUCGGCUCAUAUUUUAUAGCUUACUGGCUUAUGGUAUUAUUAAAGCUUGUGUUGUAAUCAAAAAUCAUAUUUAAGAAAUAAAUCUUUCCCAUAGAUUUAGCGCCUGUUUCACGAACUUUCUAAAUGCACUAGUCAAGUAAAAUAUAAUAUGACCAAAUACAAAAUACAUUAUAUGCUAUAAAUCAAUAGAGUACUAUCCACAUGACUGCUUCAGUGGCGUUGUUGUACUGCAUGCGCGGUACGGCAGCGCUCUGAGGUCCUGGGUUUGAAUCCCGGGACGGGCAAAGUGAUAUUUGGGUUCUUCUGUUCAGUAUCAUUCCGGGGUCUGAAAAUUGUACCCGAUAUGACGAUAGGCUCGCUCCCUAUCACAUCAUGGGUCGGAACAUAUUUGGUGAAAUGUGGGUGCCCUGGUUGCGUAUAAAUGCGUGAUGUGUAUAUAUACCAUCCAAAUUCGGUGUGUAAGGGGCCGUUCAAAUAUUACGUAACGCACUUUUUGAAGAAUUUUGGACACCCCAGCCUCCCCGUGUAACAUGCCCUAAAAGUUUUCCUAUGCGUAAUCCAAAAGUUAUGUAACUCUAAAGUGACAAUUUAUUUUAUAAUCUUCACAAUUAUUUUACGUAAAAUCAGAAAGUCGCUAAAAUCGUUAUUUAUAAAGCUUUGUACGAGACACCCCUCCUCCCAAAUUGCGUUACGUAAUACCUGAACGUUCCCUAAUACAUUAACUGGCAUAUAAAGUUUACUGAAAUAUUAUGAAACAGACCUUAAUAGUGAUAUAAAUGGCUUAUGACUAACGAUCGUCGCAUCUAAAUUUAUGAAUUAAGGUAGCUAGUAUUUACAUGGCAUUUAUUUUUUAUAGCUCUAUGUGUAAGAUUAUGCGUUUGAGCACCAUGUGGUAUGCGAAAUCGUCACAAAAAAUCUUUUUAGUAUAUUGACAAUUCAUACACUUAUUCUGACGUCGUAAUCGAGAGGGCAGUAAGUCAAAGGCGGCCAAUGUUUUAUUACUAAUUCGGAAUUUACGUUAAACGAACUUUUUUCCUACCAAUGUUUCAUACGUCUACGUAAAUUAGUAAUGCAUAUUCUUGUUUCAUAAACAGCAGUAAGAAGGAUAAGAUAAUAUUGUUAACCAUGUUCAUAGGCACCGUCAAGAUGAUUUUUGGGGAUAUGCAUCUGCAUCUACACAUUACAUAACAACAUAAAAUUUUCUUUUUUUUUUUUUAAAUAAAAAUCGCCCGGUAAUUUGUAUAUCCUGAACCAUAAUAAAACCUCUGUUCAAUGGUUCGCAUUGUCAUUUAGUUAUUUUUAUUGAUUUGUUCCGGACGCUCCCCGCAUGUGCACCUUCCUUCCGGUGUCCAGACCCGAAGCGCUUUCCCCACAUAUUGCCCUCCCGAUUACCAAAACAGUAUUGUAAACCGUAGAUCUAUAUUUCAUAUCGCGUAUACCGGUACAGUAUACAUUUUUUAAAUGGACUUCAAUACGUCAGCUGUAAUUGCCUUAGAUCUUACAAUGUGUUCAGAAUGGCGAAAGCGAUCCGAAUAAUUGUAGAAGCCACGAUAUACGCACGAUUGUGAUGAUGAGCUUCGCACGCAUUCUUAGCGGCUUUACGUGCAUCACUGACGUACUCGGCUUUCUUCUCAAUUUAUACAAAUUUUAAAGUUAAUUGAUAAAUUGUGAAGUUUUUAAAAACGUGAUAAUUAUUUUAAUGUGCCUAUAAUGUAAGCAAUAAUAAAUUUAAAUGUACAUUAGACUUUACAAUCUCAUGAAACCAGUGAAUCUACGAUAAUAGUACAACGCAAAUGUUAGUGAAUUUCAUCAUAACCUAAGUAAAGAACAAUGUUAGUUAAGUAACACAUUUAGCUUAAUUUGCAAUAUCAGUUCAAAUUAUUGUAGAUCUAAAUGAGAUCUGAGUCAAUUUUUAAAUAUUCAACCUCUGCCACAAGCGCUUUUGUUUCCUAUUAUUUUUACGGUUUAAGAUUAAUUUAUUUAAAUCAUGUGCGGUCCCAUGGCCAGUGGUUUAAUUACUAAUAGUUGGCCUUUAGACCGGUAUGGAUUCUCAAUUCCUAAUGUCACAAAUAUGUACUAUAAAUUAUGUUCUAAUAUAAGUUUUUUACACGU
Manduca sexta (tobacco hornworm) is the source of this 5217-nucleotide messenger RNA. RefSeq names its product dnaJ homolog subfamily C member 10. Bases 202 to 2520 code for a protein of 772 amino acids. The transcript has 16 exons. The record is from RefSeq and is a predicted model, not a curated record. Lineage: Eukaryota; Metazoa; Arthropoda; Insecta; Lepidoptera; Sphingidae.